AUGGUGUUGGCGCAGCUGCCAGCCCUCCCGGUGCCCCCAUCAUGGUUCCCGGGACACAUGAUGAAGUUCACGCGGAUGCUGCCCGCUUUGCUCAAGAGGACGAACGUCGUUCUCGAAAUUCGAGACUCGCGGCUUCCGUUGACGAGCAUUAACAGAACCCUCGAAGGUGCGUUGAAGAAGUGGAGGCUGGAGCGUGGAUGGGACCCGAAUCAUCCCGGACGCCGUACUAUCGCCGUUGAAGCUUGUGAGCACAUCGUUGUGCUGAACAAGCGCGACUUUGUCCCUGAAUGGGGCAUGGAGCCUUUUCGUAAGGCGAUGGCAAAGAAGUUUCCUCAUCAGCAGAUGCUCUUCGCAUCGUGGCAGCGGCCGCGGGAUAUUCGCAAUCUCAGCGAGAUCCUAGUGAACAUAGCUAAGGAUUAUCCUCAUGCCAUGGAGUUAAACGUCUUAGUCAUCGGCAUGCCCAAUGUAGGCAAGUCGACAUUGCUGAACGCCCUCAGAAACAUGGGCAUCAGAGGUCCGACGCCAAAAGCUUUUCAGACUUCAGCCAACCCGGGGAUGACGCGGGCCCUGUCCACACGGCUGAAGCUGUCGCUCGAUCCUUUAGUCUAUGCGUUCGAUACCCCGGGCAUUAUGCUGCCCUUCCUUGGCCGUGGGGAGGAGGGUGCCGAGAGAGGGGUUAAACUCGCACUCAUAGCGGGCAUCAAAGAAGGACUCUAUGAUACGGAUGCCUUGGCUGCGUAUCUACUGUACAGACUCAACGUCCUGAAUCCCAUCGCUCCCGCAUAUUUGUCCUUGCUUCCCGCUGGGUCAGCUCCCACCUCGGAACUAAGCGAGUUUUUGGAGCUGCUCGCCAGACGGAUGGGCAUGAUCAAGCGUGGCGCAGAGGUAGAUCUCGCUCGGGCUGCAGUUUAUUUCGUCAGGUGGUGGCGCGAACAGGGCGGCCUUUUGGCUGCCUCUUCGGCACUCUCGCCCGGCGCUAGCGCACCGCCGGGCCAAGCGCCGAUCCAAGGGUGGGGGUUCGACUUCCAGUGGGACGUCCUCCCAGAGGACACCCUGCCAGGUAGGGACCCGGCGCUGGUUAUCCAGGAAAAAAUGGAGCGGUGCAUCGACGACUACCUCACCAAAAGCAACAGUGAGGAAGCCGACGAAAAUAAUGUCAGCCCCACGCAGCUCAAGAAGAAAGCAAUACUGGAGGAGAAGGAGAAGCGUAGGCUGAAACACGCGGCGAAGCGGCAGCAUUGA
Molecule: messenger RNA, 1242 nt
Organism: Cyclocybe aegerita
Lineage: Eukaryota; Fungi; Basidiomycota; Agaricomycetes; Agaricales; Hemipholiotaceae
Source: the annotation of a GenBank genome assembly